AUGGAACUCCUCCUAGUGACUUUUCUGGCUGUUUUGACUGUCUUUGUGGCAAUGGCAUUCUAUUAUGAACACCCCACGGCAGACAUCCCUCAUGGAAUUAGUCAGCGCCGAAAGCUUUACCUUUUUCAUUACAUCCUGAACUUCGGGUUUGGUCUGGGCAAAUUUUUGGACAAAGUAGGUAUCACCUCAGAGGUCCAUUUCCUCAGGGCUGCAAUGGAUGGAGUACCACCAUUAAAAGACAAACAUCUUUUUAUCAAGGACUUACGGUUUGAAAAGGUUAAAGUAAGAAUUUACCAGCCAAAAAUGUCAACCACUGGCCAAAGAAGAGGAAUCCUUUAUUUUCAUGGAGGAGUUGGACGGUUUGGAAGCAUACGGGCCUAUGAAAGAACAUGCCGCUAUUUCGCUAGAAAAAGCAAUUCAGUGGUUGUGUCUGUUGGGUAUCGCUUAGCUCCCGAGUAUCCAUAUCCAACCCAGUCUGAGGAUUGUGUCACUGCCACCGUACACUUUAUGAGGACUGCACAGGAAUAUGGAGUAGACCCUUCCCGCAUUAUCAUCUGUGGAGACAGUAGUGGAGGUACACUCACUGCUGCUGUUGCACAAGCACUGGUGAACAGAAGAGAUCUCCCAAAGCUGAGAGCACAAAUCCUAAUAUAUCCUUUUCUCCAGUGUGUAGACUUCAAUUUGCCUUCUUAUCAGCAGAAUAAGGGAGUCCCCAUUUUGUUAAAGGAACGAACCCUUGCUCUUGGUUUGAAGUAUCUUAAUAAAGACUUGUCUGUCAUGGAAGCAGUGUUCAAAGGUUGUCAUAUUCCAGAAGAUUUGCAACUUAAGUAUCAGAAAUGGAUAAACGUUGACUGCAUCCCUCAUGAGUUUAAAACAAGAGGCUACAAACCAAGUACAAAGCAUCCUUUCUCAGAAGAAGUCUAUGCAUUGGUCAAGCCUAUGUUUGACACUGUUUUUUCACCACUGCUAGCUGAAGACAGUGUUAUUGCUCGACUGCCUGAGACUUUCAUUUUGACCUGUGAAUUUGAUGUGCUUAGAGAUGAUGGACUGCUGUACAAGAAACGAUUAGAGGAUCAUGGUGUAAAAGUGACCUGGUGCCAUCUGCAAGAGGGAUUCCAUGGAACAUUAUUCUUAGCUCUUUAUGGUAAGGUGAUAGGAUUCCGGUCUGGAAAUAAAGGCCUGGAAAAGAUAGUACAUUUUCUAAGAUUGAUGUAA
Molecule: messenger RNA, 1215 nt
Organism: Falco peregrinus (peregrine falcon)
Lineage: Eukaryota; Metazoa; Chordata; Aves; Falconiformes; Falconidae
Product: arylacetamide deacetylase-like 4
Exons: 4
Coding region: 1-1215 (404 amino acids)
Cellular component (GO): membrane
Molecular function (GO): carboxylic ester hydrolase activity
Source: RefSeq, a predicted model, not a curated record